Molecule: messenger RNA, 2754 nt
Organism: Gambusia affinis (western mosquitofish)
Lineage: Eukaryota; Metazoa; Chordata; Actinopteri; Cyprinodontiformes; Poeciliidae
Gene: fads6
Product: fatty acid desaturase 6
Exons: 6
Coding region: 38-1159 (373 amino acids)
Biological process (GO): lipid metabolic process
Cellular component (GO): membrane
Molecular function (GO): oxidoreductase activity, acting on paired donors, with oxidation of a pair of donors resulting in the reduction of molecular oxygen to two molecules of water
Source: RefSeq, a predicted model, not a curated record
AGGGGAGACUGUGACUCUGCCUGAGCCGGUCUUCAGCAUGCAGAGCAUACAGGAUGAGUGCCGAGAAAUUCCUGAAAUCCAGAAUGACCGAGGAUGGGGUGGUGUGCUAAAACUGAGAACCGGAGUGCUUUCGGAGGUCACAAAUGGAGGAGGAGAGGAGGAUGUGGGGAAAGAGUCUCUGAUGAUGGAGCUGACCAGGCUGGUGCAGAAGGUGAUGAAAGAGAGCAGCUGGUGGGAGAAGAGGGGAGUGGACUGCAGCAUCCUGACUGCAGCAUUCCUGUGCCUGGUACCUGCCUUCCUGCUGCUAGGCUCAUCUCAGCUGCUAUGGUUUUCCUUGGGGAUGCUGUUGAUGGGUUUGGGUCAUGCUGUCAUCACCGUCAAAGGGACACAUCUGGCCAGUCACGGGGCGCUCUGUGAGUCGCACACCUGGGCAAAGUUCUGGGCCAUCUUCUUCAUCGAGAUCUGUGGCUCAUUCUCAGCUCAAGCAGGCAUACAUGGUCACAUUAAGAUGCAUCACGCCCACACCAACGUCAUUGGACUCGGCGAUUCCAGCGUCUGGAAGAUUCCCUUUCUGCCUCGCAUUAUCUACUUGUUUAUGGCCCCCCUAUCUGUGCCGGUCAUCACUCCACUCGUUGCUCUAGCUCAUCUUAAAGGAAAUUCUUUAGGCAUGGUGGUCCGGACGGUCCUGAUGAUUGCACUGGGCCUGUAUUCACAGUAUUGGCUCCUCAUAAACGUGUCCGGGUUCAGGUCGAUGCCCGGGGCCUUGUUAUGCAUGCUGGUGUGCAGAGCCAUGUUCUCCAUUCCGUACAUCCAUGUCAACAUUUUCCAGCACAUUGGUCUACCAAUGUUCUCUCCAACAAAACGGCCGAAGAGGAUUUACCAGAUGACCCAUGGAGUUCUGAACCUGCCCCGCAACCCUAUGCUUGACUGGACGUUUGGACACUCUCUGAUCAGCUGCCAUGUGGAACAUCACCUCUUCCCCUUUCUGUCAGACAACAUGUGCUUAAAGGUGAAGCCUGUUGUGUCCAAGUACCUGACUGAAAAGAAGCUUCCUUACCAGGAGGACACCUACCUGUCCCGUCUUCACCUGUUCUUUACCAAAUACCAGGAGUUGAUGGUGUUCGCUCCACCCAUCACAGAGCUGGUGGGAGUGCAAUGACUAAGGAAGGAUGAUGUCAUCUUUACUUAGGACUUAUGACAUGCUUCAACUUAUAUUGUGCUGAUUAAAACAGCCUUUAAAACACAAGAAAGGUAUUAAAAAAUAUGUACUGUAGAUAGCUUAAAUUAUGAGAAUUUUUUAAACACUAACAGACUUGAAGCGUUACAGUUUAGCUGUUGAUUUAAUCAAAGACACCUAGAUUUAACCCCAAACAUUUUCUCUAAUCUGCAGCAUUGCUCUAAGACUUAUGUUCCAACUUGGUGUCUGUCUUAUACAGAUUCUGUCCAUCAUCAUCCUGAUUUACCUCGAACAUGUACCAUCUACUACCUCAGCUAAAGUUAGGAAAUAACAUUUCCACUUUGACAAAGCUGCUAAAGGUGGUGAAUCUUUAGUUACUUGGCAAUGAUGGAAGAUUGCUGCAUAAAGAGUUGGCAUGGUGUAAACGGGAUAGGUUUCUGUGUCCAAAAGCACAAAUCUUUUCACAAUGCAGGUAUCAAAUUGUGAAAUUGUGGUACAUGCCUUAUUUAAAGGCAUGUACCAUAUGGCCUAUAUGGAUUUGUGCCUCUGUGUGAGGUCCUUAUUUAAAGGCAUGUACCAGUGCUCCAAUGGUCAAAAACAUAAUAGAAUAUUCAAUUAGCUAAUUUUAAGUAGAAUAUAACGAGUUUGGCAAAAAGUGACCAAUGAUGUAAUAUUAUUUUGGAGCCAAUAAUGUAACAUUCUGGCCAUAGUAUAAUAAGUUGCUAUGGUAUGGCGGUGAACCAUAAGAAAAAAUGCAAUAACUGCGUUGGGUCAUCCUGAAACAAACUAACAAAUAUACUCUUUUGCAAAUAAUUUAACAUUCUUUCAUAGAUGAAAGUAUUUGCAAAUAAUAUUCUAGUUAAACAUGUUGUACUAAAGGUAAUCAUCAGGUUGUGCCUUACAGUAAUAUUUUAGGUUAGGAUCACUGCAAAAUGUGUAUCUUCGAUGAUGGCUAACUGUGGCUCAGUAGAUUGAAUAGUUAGUUGUCUUGCAACCUGAAAGUUAUGGUUUACAUUCUGGCUUCCUCCUGCUACAUGUCAAAGAUUCUUUUAUUGCCAUGUCAUUAAUAUUUUUCUUACAAUAUUGGACAAAUGUUAUGUUAUAUAAUCCAAAAGUUUAUUACAUUAUUGGCAAGUCAUUUGAUUUAUUUGAUUCAAAAUUCUUUUGUUAUCAGAUAAUAGACUCCACCUCCAGAAAUAGUGGCUACAUCUAUUCUUUAGCCACCACACUUUCUGUUGAAACCAAUUAAUCCCAUCUCUCUUUAUCCUUUAAAUCUUUAAAGCACAAACCUUCUGUAAAAAUCCCUGGAAUGUGAGAUCAUGGAACCUUAUUUCAGAGGAUUAAGCCUUAUACUCAGGCUUUUAACCAGUCAUAUGCUAAAACUUAAAAGUUUUAAUCCAAUUCUGCAGAUGUCUGACAUGGUGCAUAGUACUGCCGUGAUUUAGUUUCUUUAUGUCUGUUAUGCUGUGUGGUGUUUGUUUGCACUAUUUCCAUGACUUUCAUAAGCUUUUGCUUUGUUCGAUCAUCUGUAAUUAGGUCUUUUAUCUUUGGAUUAAAAUGUAAUAAACUAAAAGCUU